AUGAACACGACUAUCUACAAACCAAGCACAAGCACAUCACCAUAUCACCCAUCUUCUUCACUCUUCCCUCAAAUCAGGAGAUGCAAGACUGCAAGACACCUCAAACAAAUUCAUGCCCACUUCAUCAAAACAGGCCAAAUACACCACCCUGUUGCUGCUGCUGAAAUCCUCAAAUUUAUCUCCCUCUCUUCUCAACGUGACAUCAAUUACGCACGUAAGUUUUUUACCCAAAUUCAUCACCCCAAUCGCUUCUCUUGGAACACUAUCAUUAGAGCUUUAGCUGAUUCUGAUGAUGAUUCUUUUCAUGUUAACUCAUUAGAGGCAUUGCUGUAUUUUUCCGAUAUGCUUACUGAUGGUCUUGUGGAUCCUAAUAAAUUCACUUUCCCUUGUGUGUUAAAAGCCUGUGCGAAAUUGGCUAGGAUUCAAGAAGGAAAACAGCUUCAUGGGUUUAUUGCGAAACUAGGAUUGGUUAGUGACGAGUUUGUUCUUAGUAAUCUUGUGAGGAUGUAUGUUAUGUGUGGGGCCAUGAAAGAUGCUCAUGUAUUGUUUUAUACGAGACGGCUAGAGGGUAAUGUUGUUUUAUGGAAUGUGAUGAUUGAUGGGUAUGUGAGGAUGGGGGAUCUUACAGCUUCUAGGGAGUUGUUUGACAGUAUGCCUAAUAAAAGUGUGGUUUCAUGGAAUGUGAUGAUAUCUGGAUAUGCACAAAGUGGACAUUUUAAGGAGGCAAUUGAGAUGUUUCGAGAUAUGCAAGUGGGAGAUGUGUCUCCAAAUUACGUGACUUUGGUUAGUGUUCUUCCUGCUAUUUCGCGUUUAGGGGCUCUAGAUUUGGGAGAAUGGGUACAUCUAUAUGCAGAGAAGAAUGAGAUUGAAAUCGAUGACGUGCUUGGCUCUGCUUUCGUUGAUAUGUAUUCCAAGUGUGGUAGCAUUGACAAGGCAGUUCAGGUAUUUGAGAGGAUAAGAAAUAAAAAGAAUCCCAUUACUUGGAGUGCUAUCAUUGGCGGGCUUGCUAUGCACGGUCAAGCAAGGGACGCUCUUGAUUGCUUUUGGGGAAUGCAACAAGCUGGUGUGACCCCCAGUGAUGUUGUGUAUAUUGGUGUAUUAAGUGCUUGUAGCCAUGCCGGUUUAGUUGAAGAGGGUCGAUCUGUUUAUUACCAUAUGGUUAACGUUGUUGGUCUCGUGCCUAGGAUUGAACAUUAUGGGUGCAUGGUUGAUCUAUUAGGCCGUGCUGGGCGUUUAGAAGAGGCAGAACAGCUUAUACUGAACAUGCCUAUUAAACCGGAUGAUGUGAUAUACAAGGCCUUGAUUGGUGCUUGUAAAAUGCAUGGAAACAUUGAGAUGGGACAACGCAUUGCAAAAAAAUUGAUGGAUUGGUAUCCACAUGAUAGUGGAUCUUAUGUGGCUCUCUCGAAUAUGUUUGCCUCUGAAGGAAACUGGGAGGGGGUUGCCAAGGUGAGGCUUAAAAUGAAGGACAUGGAUAUAAGGAAAGACCCUGGAUGUAGUUGGAUUGAGCUUGAUGGAGUGAUACAUGAAUUUCUUGUGGAAGAUGAUUUCCAUCCUAGAGCUGAAGGAAUCCAUUCGAUGUUAGAGGAAAUAUCGAAUCAAUUAAGAUCAGUGGGAUACAGGCCAAACACCACCCAAGUGUUGCUCAACAUGGAUGAAAAAGAAAAACAAAGUGCGUUGCACUAUCAUAGUGAAAAGAUUGCAAUUGCCUUUGGCUUAAUCAGUACAAGGCCCCAGACACCGCUCCGAAUUGUUAAGAAUCUACGACUGUGUGAAGAUUGUCACUCUUCAAUAAAACUUGUCUCAAAGAUUUAUAAUCGUAAGAUAAUUGUAAGAGACCGGAGGCGCUUCCAUCAUUUCGAGAACGGUUCAUGUUCUUGUAUGGAUUAUUGGUGA
Dovyalis caffra is the source of this 1896-nucleotide messenger RNA. Lineage: Eukaryota; Viridiplantae; Streptophyta; Magnoliopsida; Malpighiales; Salicaceae. The record is from the annotation of a GenBank genome assembly.